Messenger RNA from Indicator indicator, 657 nucleotides. It is a transcript of the gene MGP, whose product is annotated as matrix Gla protein. The record is from RefSeq and is a predicted model, not a curated record. NCBI's taxonomy places the organism in Eukaryota, Metazoa, Chordata, Aves, Piciformes, Indicatoridae. Bases 125 to 436 code for a protein of 103 amino acids. Gene Ontology annotation, cellular component: extracellular region. The transcript has 5 exons. Gene Ontology annotation, molecular function: calcium ion binding.
GCUGCAGGCUGGUGGGGAAGCAACAGCUUAGCAUCCCAGGAUCUCCAGCUGCCCUCAGUGGGAAGAGUGUGAGACAGAGAGAGAGAAAGAGCAAGAGUGAGAGAUUCCUUCCUGCACUGGCACGAUGCGUACUCUCAUCAUCCUUACACUGCUGGCUGUCUUGGUGGUAGCUGCUAUGUGCUAUGAGUCCCAUGAGAGCAUGGAAUCCCAUGAGUAUCUCAAUCCCUUCAUCAGCAGGCGAAGGGCCAACGACUUCAUACAAGCUGAUGGGAGACUGGAAGCCAUCUCUCAGGAGAGGAUCAGGGAACGUGUUAAGGCACCCCGGGAACGUCAGAGGGAGAUCUGUGAAGACUACAUCCCCUGCAAACAGUACUCUUUGUACCGUGGCUAUGCUGCUGCUUACAGGCACUAUUUUGACAGGAGGAGAACUAAAUAAAGGAUGACCUGUCUCCACUCUGGGGCCUGGAGCCUGGGGUAUAAAAAAAAAAAAAAAGCCUGCUCUGAAACGUGCUCAGUUGCUUGUGUCCCUGUAUGUUACCCUGCCUGCUGCUUCUCUCCCAUGUAGCCAUGGUUUCCUACACUGUGUUAAUUAGUGCUGAGCUGAUGUAGCAGAGAUCAGAUAGAGUUCAGGAUGUGGGUGUUUACUGCACAAUAAAU